UACAUAUAGUACAACCCAUCAUCCUUCAAAAAAUUGGAAAAAAAAAAAAAGAAAAAAAGCACAACCACCACCCAUUUUGUUCCAUUUUGCUCUUUCCCCAAACAAAGAUAGACUCUUCAACCAAAACUCUUUCAAGCAGAAAACCACACAUUGGUUAAUUUUCUUUGUUUCUUUGUUUCUUUCUCAUAUAAAAAAUGGGUGAGAAAGAUAUUGGUAAUGAAGAUGUGGGGUUGAGUUUGAGUUUGAGUUUGAGUUUGGGAAGAGGAUGUUCUUCAUCUCCGCCACCUUUGAAGCCACAAAGAUCGGUUCCUAUGAAUAACAUCAACGAGAAGAGUUCAUGGAAUGAGUUGUUUCAGUUAUUACCACAAGCAAUGCCACUGACUGAAAAACUAAACAUGCAAAACGCAGUAGAUAGGAGCACAGAUAUGAGGCCGUUAUUUGGUGGAGGAAUCAACAUGAAUUCGAUGCCGUCAACGGCGGAGACUCCGCCGGAUUGCAACCAGGACAACCGUGAUUCAUCGCCAAACAACAGCAGUUUAUCAAGUGGCAGUGGCUGCAAGCGAAGCGAGAGAGAAGAGGACAAUGGCGCUGCGGUUGCCGGCAUCGAAUUGGCGUCGUGCUCGCGGGGAAGUGAUGACGAGGAUGGCGGCGGCGGAGAGGCGGCGAGGAAGAAGCUGAGGCUGACGAAGGAGCAGUCGAUGUUAUUGGAAGAAACGUUCAAGCAGCAUAACACGCUGAACCCGAAACAAAAACAGACAUUGGCAAAGGAAUUGAAUCUGAGAGCCAGACAGGUGGAGGUGUGGUUCCAGAAUAGGAGAGCAAGGACCAAGUUGAAGCAAACCGAAGUGGAUUGUGAAUACUUGAAGAGAUAUUGUGAGAAUCUAAGUGAAGAGAAUAGGAGGUUGCAAAAAGAAGUGCAAGAGCUUAGGACAUUGAAGCUAUCUCCACAGCUCUACAUGCAUAUGAACCCUCCAACAACUCUUACAAUGUGCCCUUCUUGCGAGCGUGUCGCCGUCUCAUCCGCCUCGUCCUCCGCCUCCACCGCUCACGUGCCGGCACUACAAAGUAAUUGCAACAACUCGUUGGGUCCAAACAUCCAGCGGCCGGUGCGCGUCAACACUUGGCCAUUUGACAGCCCAAUUUCGCGGCCGUAGUGAUCAAUCUUCACUUCUCUUAAGAUUCAGCAUUGUGUCAAGGAAAAUUUUAGUUGCUAGACAGAAAUGCAUCAAAUGUGAAGUAAGAGAAAGAUAGCACACUUAAUUGUUGUGGUUAUUAUUAGGAUCAAGAAUGGUUCUAUUUUGGCAUUGACAUAAGUUUUAGUUAACUUUUCAGGAUCACACUAAUGGUUUCAUAUGCUGAUGAAUAGUGUUUUUUAGCUUUUAUUAGUUUAAACCUGUUUUGUUGAAAAAAAAUAUUGAGGAAAACAAUUACAAUAUACGGUGUUUUCUCAUCAUAGUAUUAUGUUGUUCCUAGCACUUGCUAAAGAAAAAAAAAAUGGUGGGGAUUAUGUGAAUAUUGGAGAGGGUGGAACGGUUGGUAAAGUAUUUUAACAUGAUAAUCAAUAAUUGUAAUAUCUCAAUUAGAAAUAAUUAUUUUCUAGUUUUGCUUA
Molecule: messenger RNA, 1609 nt
Organism: Arachis duranensis
Lineage: Eukaryota; Viridiplantae; Streptophyta; Magnoliopsida; Fabales; Fabaceae
Product: homeobox-leucine zipper protein HAT4
Exons: 4
Coding region: 195-1154 (319 amino acids)
Biological process (GO): regulation of DNA-templated transcription
Cellular component (GO): nucleus
Molecular function (GO): sequence-specific DNA binding; DNA-binding transcription factor activity, RNA polymerase II-specific
Source: RefSeq, a predicted model, not a curated record